AAAUAGCGCCAUCUGUACAACAUGGUAUACAGAUAGUUUUUAUCGUCUCUCGUUCUCAACGUCAAAAAUACGUUGUUCGUCGCGUUUUCUAUUGUAUCUAUAACCAUUUCAAAAAUUACUUUUCGAUUAUAUAACAUAUUUAUAGAAGUUACAGUUCUUUUUUUUACUAUUUUCUCUCAAUGCAAUAGUAAAGUGCUACUUACGUGUAUUCGUCAGGAAACAUGGAAGAUGUUUUAAAUGAUGUUGUUUCAUCUGAAGAUUUAAAGAAAUUUGAAAGUGUGUAUCAUCAGCAAUUGCAUACAUCAGAUGUUACACAAAAAGCACAAUUUGAAUACGCCUGGUGCCUUGUACGAAGCAAAUAUUCUGCUGAUAUCAGAAAAGGAAUACUGUUAUUAGAAGACCUCUAUAGCAAUCAUGAAACAGAGAAACGUGAUUGCUUAUAUUACUUAGCCAUUGGAAAUGCCAGAAUAAAGGAGUACUCGAAAGCACUGUCGUACGUCAGGGCAUUCCUUCAGAUUGAACCUGCAAAUGUGCAAGUACAACAUCUGGAAACAUUGAUAAAAAAGAAGAUGGAAAAAGAGGGCCUUGUGGGUAUGGCUGUUGCGGGAGGUGUUAUUAUUGGUAUUGCAAGCAUUCUGGGCCUGGGCAUUGCAAUGGCCAAAAAAUAAUUAUUUAUGAAAAAAAUUGAUUUAUAAUACAAUUGUGAUGUAGCUUAUUUACAUAAAGUGGUACAUUGUCUCAUAAUUGCUAUGCGAGACAAUGUUUAGUCAUGAACAUAAAAAAACAAGUGUACCUUGACCAAAUCCAAAAAAUUGUACAAGUUGUAAUAUCAUUUUUCUAUUAACUAAAAAGUAGAAUAAGAAAAGAUAAACAGAAAAAAUAUUAAGUUAUUUUAAGUCGUAUACAGCUGCGUAUAUGAUUGUUUAAUUAUUUCAAGUAAAUAUACUUGUGCAAUAGCACAAAAUGUAAUUUUUUUGUCUUAUGUGUCAAAAAUAUCUACUUAGAUCAG
Nylanderia fulva is the source of this 1009-nucleotide messenger RNA. It is a transcript of the gene Fis1, whose product is annotated as Mitochondrial fission 1 protein. Gene Ontology annotation, biological process: mitochondrial fragmentation involved in apoptotic process; mitochondrial fission; peroxisome fission. The record is from RefSeq and is a predicted model, not a curated record. NCBI's taxonomy places the organism in Eukaryota, Metazoa, Arthropoda, Insecta, Hymenoptera, Formicidae. Gene Ontology annotation, cellular component: peroxisomal membrane; mitochondrial outer membrane. Gene Ontology annotation, molecular function: protein binding.